Molecule: messenger RNA, 2571 nt
Organism: Postia placenta MAD-698-R-SB12
Lineage: Eukaryota; Fungi; Basidiomycota; Agaricomycetes; Polyporales; Adustoporiaceae
Exons: 4
Coding region: 1-2571 (856 amino acids)
Source: RefSeq, a predicted model, not a curated record
AUGGCCCCUAGCAAACCGCGCGACCCAUCGCCUCCCGCCGGCUUCCUUUCUAAUGUCUUUGGUUUCGUCUCGCGCGAGCUUGAGUCGUUUGUCACGACCGCGGUCGGCGGCGACGCCACGGUGCAGACACACCCUCAGGCGUCGACAUCGCGCGUCACACUCGAUGGUGUGCAGAAGGGGCCCCCGCGGCGCAAGCGCGUGAGGAUGGCUGAGGGCGUGAAGGAUUUGGAGGGCGGCCCACGUCGGCGCCGCCCUGCGCGCGACGAAAGUGAGUCGGACGGCGCGUCGGGCGGGCCUUUGACGCCCCCACGCCGCAGCAAGAAGUCGAGGAUCCCCCCCGCACGCACGUCGCCCUCCCCCACGCCUGCGCGAGGACGUGUGCAGGCAGGCAACGACGAAGGCUCGCGCUCCCGCUCGCCGUCGCGGACGCCCCCGCCGCUUCCUGCUCUCCUGCAGUCGCGUCGGGCCGCCGCAACUAUGCCUGGCUCGCUCUUCCCGCGCUCGGAGUCGCUCCAGCCAGAUCUGAUGUCUUCGCCCCCUGUAGCUCCGUUUGCAGGCCGCUCUGUGCCCUUACGCACGCCCAGUCCUAUUCCCCGAGCAACUCGAGCAACACGCGAGAAGACGACGAGGUCCGAGCAGGAUGAGCGGGCUUCAGAUGAUACAGAGACCGAUAGGGGGCGGGUCGUGGCUGAGAAUGCCGACGUCCCUGAUAAAACGAGAAAAAGGAACGCCAGGAGUAAGAGCAGAAACAGAAGAGACGAGAGCCGCUCGAGAGACGGUAACACGAAGGAGAAGGCAAGGAACGUGCACGCGGAGGAUGCUAGGGACGAGUCGGACGAGACUGAGGUGGAGGGUGCAUCCUGGGCCACAAGCAAGGGUAAGGGUAAGGAGCGUGCGCACGAUACGUCUGGUGAGAUACGGGUGCGUGGCAAGGAACGCGAGUUGCAUGCUGCACGCGAGGCACAGCUGCGGAACGAACCUGGAAGCGACGACGAAGAGCGCGAGCGCGACAAACAGAGGAUACGAAUGCUCGAGGAGGAGAUUGUCAGACUGAGGGCGCAGCUUGCAACGCGCAAUAACACCAGUACUCAGAUGCCACCCCCGCCGCCUCCACCGCCUCCCCCAAUAUCGAGACCUUUCUCGACUGGACCUCGCAUAUCCUCAAUAGGACGUCCAGGAGGACCACGGCACGCCAACUCGUUCCUCGCUUCCGUCCGUGCCAAUCUAAAACCCACAGUCCCUCCUGUCGAAGCACCCAUCAACAACAUGGCGGGUCGCACGCGUAGGUCUGGCCAGCCGACUGUCAACGUCCCAUCAGACAAAAUGGCCGCAUUCUUGAGCGAAAUGAAGACCGUGCGUUUGCGCAAGGUCAGCAGUACGACCGGAAGUGGAGCCAUGCUACCACCUCCACCACCGCGCAGCAGUGCGGAUGGUGCCUAUGUGUACGGCGAGCGCUCGUUCAGUGCGGUCGAAGCCAGGAUUGGAGAGAAAAGGAAGCGUGAUGCCCUCGAGAGCAUAUCCGCUGCUCCUGGAAAACGCCGCCUCACUACGUUUGCAGUGCCUGCCAAUGACACAGGCUCUUCUACGUCCUCACAAUCGUCAUACGACACACAGCAAACAGCCGUCUCAUCCGCCUCAUCAUUAUCAUUUCCCCCGCCCGCUCAUUUACCGCCCCGCACAUGGCCGUCAGUCGCGACCACAGAGACGGAUAUCACUACCCCAUCUCUAUGUUCAGAUAACGAGAACGAGCACGAUACGGAAGAACGGAUCUUGCCCCCCACACCACCUCAUUCUGCGCAGCACCAUUCCGAGACAGCUCUCCCUACACAGUCCCAACAGGAGAAGCUUUGUAGUGCUCGCGAAGUCAUCGACGUUGAUCUCGAACCAGACUCGCAGCCUAUACCCUCGCGAUCACCACCGCCCGAUCCACCGGGGACAGGCGGAGACACACCUCCGAAGAAGGACGUGUUCGCGCAUCGUCCGCCCCGUUCACCUUUGCCUGAUAAGGCGCCCCGCAGGAUUGUGCCGCCCGCCCGCAAGCGUGCAAAGCAGCUCCAGAUACAACCUCUGGACAGCUCAGCGCGACAUGAUCCAGCGUCAUUGUCCGAUAAUGCCGUUCUUGUGGUGCCAGUGGGUCCAGAUCCUCUACCAUCGAGGCUGCCCAUCAGAGCAGGGAAGAAAGCACCUUCGAGGGCGCCUUCGAAACCUGGCCGGACUAUCAACGUGUCAUCCACAGAAAGUUCCUUGGAGGCACAAAUCCAACAGCCUGUGUCGAAUCAGCUUCGCAGACGGCGUACAUUGGAUGAAGAACUCCGCCGGGCUGGCGAUAUCCUUUGGAAGGAGGAUAGUGCACUGCAUGCACAAGCUGAUCUGGAUAGCGGGGAACUGGCCGGCGUAGGUACGAAAAGCACUAAGAAGGGAUUCUUGAAAGGUGGAGGUGCGGCUGGGACCCCCGUCUUUAUGGGCGUCGGCUACGUCCAAGGUGCUGAAGAUGGCGAUGAUGAAGACGAUGAGCCACCCUCACCUCCGCGACGAGGAAGGAGUAGCAAAGCAAAAGUUAGACCAUAUUAG